GGCUGCAACAUUCAACCAUAGGUGGACCACAUCCAUAUGGAUUAGCCCCAACAGAAACCCUUCUACCCAAGCACUUGACUUCCUUGGGUUAUAUUAAUCAUCACGUUGGAAAAUGGCAUCUGGGCUUCUUCAAGAAGACUUACACUCCCACAUACAGAGGCUUUGAGAGUCACUUUGGAUAUUGGAGCGGUCGUAUAGACUAUUUUGAUCACACAGCUUUUGAACAACCUGGCUAUUGGGGCUAUGACAUGAGAAGAAAUAUGAGUCUUGCAGAAGACUGCUUUGGUAAAUACACAACAGAUUUAUUCACCAAGGAGGCUGUGGAUAUUAUCAACAAUCACAACACAUCUCAACCUUUGUUCCUGUACUUGGCUCACCUGGCUGUUCACUCUGGUAACCCUUAUGCUCCACUGCAAGCACCUGAGAAUGUGGUUAAAAAGUUCAACUACAUAAAAGAUGAACACAGACGCACCUUUGCAGGAAUGUUGUGGAAAUUGGAUGAAUCUGUUGGGCGUGUUGUAGAGGCUUUAGAUGCUCGCCGAAUGCUUUACAACUCUGUAAUCCUCUUCACCACUGACAAUGGUGGUCCAGCAGCGGGUUUCAACCAGAAUGCCGCAUCAAAUUGGCCACUGAGAGGGGUGAAAGCCUCAGUAUGGGAAGGUGGAGUCAGAGGUGCUGGACUAUUGUGGUCUCCUCACAUACAAAACCCUGGUAGGGUUGCCCACCAGAUGGUUCAUAUUACUGAUUGGUUACCCACACUUAUUUCUGCAGCAGGCGGUAACCUCUCUUCCUUGGGAUCAAUUGAUGGAAUAGAUUUAUGGAAAACAUUAACUCAGGAUCUUCUCUCACCCCGUAAGGAGUUUCUAGUGAACAUUGACCCUGUUUUAAACAGUGCUGCAAUUAGGAUUGGUGACUGGAAAAUGAUUUACAAUCCUCAAGGAUUUGGACACCACUGGGAUGGCUGGUUUGGGCCUUCAGGUCACAAUGAGACAGCUCCAGAAACAAAACUGAAUGUCAUUCUGAAACAGGUUAUGAAGUCUCGUGUUGCCAGAGCUGUGAAAGCAAUUAACCCCAAAGCUUAUGAAAACAUAAAAUUAUUGAGGAAGACAGCAGAGGUACACUGCAGUCCCGUUCCAAAAAAUGCAACAGCAUCUUGUAAUUCCUCAGACUCACCUUGCCUCUUCCACAUUCCCAGUGACCCUUGUGAGUACACUGACCUUGCUGCUACUCACCAAAGUGUUAUGGCUAUCAUGAAGGAUAGAUUGAACCAGUAUAAUGCAACUGCUGUUCCUCCACGUAACAAACCUUGGGACCCUGCUGCCAAUCCAAAGUUUUGGGGGUAUGCAUGGACAAACUGGAAGGACUUUACCAGUCCUAUCACUGGGGAUAUAGGGAAAAAUAAUGUAGAAAUGGACAGUUUAGGAGACAUCUAUCAUGAUAGACAGCACAGUUAAAGCUGUCCAUCUGUCCAUCCUAUGUAAUUGGACUCCUUUUAAAUACUUGAAAAAUAUAUAGUGAAUCAAAAUUAAAUUUGGUUUUCAGCCUUGUAUCAAGAAUAUCCCGGUUGUGCUUAGUAAUCAGCAUAUUCCAGCUUUAUUUACAAGUUGUGGUCUCAGUUCAACUUCAAAAAUUUUGUAGGGUCAUAUAUUACGAUCCAUUAUAGACUAGUUCCCCAUUGUUCUUGCUUCCCAAAUUCAGCUUGAUUAUUGAGUCUGCCUCAUUCAUUUCUCCUUCUAUGUCUAUCAAUAAGAGAUAGACCAUGGUAAGUGAAAUCUUGUUAAGAGAACACUAAUUUCCCAUUGAGAUACACUUACAGAAGCCUCGGGCUGUUUUAGUAAAGAUAAGGGACAGAGAAUGUUCAUGAGAUAGUCCAAUAGUAAACAGGAUCAAACAGGACUUAUUCACAUCUGCUUUGGUCACUACUACUCACGAGGGACAAUUACAGGUAUCCCUCAUGAUAUGAACGUUCUAGAUACAAAAAUUCGACUAUACGAAUUUCAUAAAUUAAUUAACAUCACUCUUUCGAGACACAAAAGCUUCCCCGCUUAUACGAAUUAGGGUCCAGGCAAAAAUUCAAAUCGCCUGCCAGGAGUCAGAUGAUAUGGCCAUCUUGGGAGAGAGAUGUCAAGUAAGGU
Homarus americanus (American lobster) is the source of this 2135-nucleotide messenger RNA. Its product is annotated as arylsulfatase B-like. The record is from RefSeq and is a predicted model, not a curated record. Lineage: Eukaryota; Metazoa; Arthropoda; Malacostraca; Decapoda; Nephropidae.